ACUCGUUCACGAAGACAAAAGGGAACGGUUGCAUUUUUCCAUCCGUACUGUAAUGCUGGAGGAGGUGGUGAACGUGUCUUGUGGUGUGCUAUCAAUUCAAUGCAAAAGGAAUACGCCAGCAAGAAUCUACGUUAUGUGGUUUAUACGGGGGAUAUUGAUGCAACUCCGAAAGAGAUACUUUCAAGGGCGAGAGAUCGAUUUGGUAUUGCGGUUGAUGAGACGAAGCUAGACUUUGUUUACUUGAAAACGCGACCAUGGUUAGAAGCCAAAAACUAUCCUCACUUCACACUUGCGUUGCAGACGCUGGCUGGAUUAUUAGUUGGUAUUGAGGCGUUGUGUGCAUUGAAUCCUGAAGUUUUUAUAGACACGAUGGGCUAUCCUUUAACGCUACCUUUGUUCAGGUGGUUAGCAGGGUCACAAGUAGCAUGCUAUGUUCAUUAUCCAACAAUCUCGACAGAUAUGAUCAAACGAGUGGAAUCGAGAGAGCCAACGUAUAAUAACGCCGAUUGGAUUGCGGCUAGUGGCUUAUUGAGUGUAUGUAAAAUUGUAUAUUAUCGCAUAUUUGCGUUCUUUUAUCGUUUGUGUGGAAUGUGCUCGCAAGUUGUUAUGGUCAAUGGAAGAUUGAAAUGUGAUGAUGCCGAGAAGUUACUGAAUGAAAAAAAGCAUCUUCAAUUGCUGUCAGUUGGUCAAAUUCGUCCUGAGAAGGAUCAUCGCCUACAAAUUUGCACUCUGUCUGAACUCAAAAAAACGCUCAACUCCGAUGAAGCUGGUUAUUCGGUUCGUUUGGUGAUUUGUGGAGGAUGCAGAAACGAGGAGGAUUUGGAACGUGUGAAAAAUCUACAGAAAUAUUGCAAAGAUUUACAGCUUGAUGAGAAUGAUAUCGAGUGGGCGUUGAAUAUUCCAAUUGAUGAACUUUGUUCUAAGAUGAAGGUUGUUUAUUGA
Messenger RNA from Anisakis simplex (herring worm), 942 nucleotides. Lineage: Eukaryota; Metazoa; Nematoda; Chromadorea; Rhabditida; Anisakidae. The record is from the annotation of a GenBank genome assembly.